Messenger RNA from Asterias rubens (European starfish), 1089 nucleotides. RefSeq names its product microsomal glutathione S-transferase 1-like. Gene Ontology annotation, cellular component: membrane. The record is from RefSeq and is a predicted model, not a curated record. Lineage: Eukaryota; Metazoa; Echinodermata; Asteroidea; Forcipulatida; Asteriidae. The coding region runs from base 346 to 789 and encodes 147 amino acids. The transcript is spliced from 3 exons.
CAAUACAUGUGGCGGAUGUGUGUACAAACAAUGGUGUACAGUGCAGUACUUGCACACCCAGUACUUGUGCACAAAGGUGAUCGGUUGGGUUUGACCCAUUGAAGACCAUCAAGGACAAGUGAUUGCACUAUUUGUUGACAAGGCACUUGUUGUAAGCUAAGCUGAGUGUAAGACCUGGCUGGGAAGGACGAGAUAAAAGGCUUACUGCAUGCACACGAAGCUCAGUUUUGCCGUACAACUUACUGUAACAAACGAAGCAUUCGCAGUUUCGAGUUAUUCAAAGCAGAAUCGUGCUACAAAUUCUCCGUUGUUGUUGAUCACUAUAAACUGAAUUAAACUGUCAAAAUGGCGGCCUCUCUGUUUAGCUUAGACAAUCACGUUUUCCGGUUGUACACAACCUAUGCAGCUGCUGUUACUUUGAAGAUGAUGUGUCUCUCGUUGCGUGUAGGUUAUCUGAGAGUUACAAGAAAGGUAUUUAUGAAUAAGGAGGAUGCUCAUGGCAAACCUUAUGUGAAGCAGGAUGACGAUGUGGACCGAGCUUUAAGAUGUCAUCGAAACGACCUGGAGAACAUCGUCCCCUUCCUGAUUCUGGGUCUGAUGUACGUCACUACUGGCCCUAGUGUCUUCGCCGCCACGUGGCACUUUCGUGUCUUCGUAGCUUCUAGACUCUUCCACACCGUGGCCUAUCUCACGCCUCUACCACAACCCUGCCGGGCUCUCUCCUUUGCCAUCGGGCUCGUGGCCAACAUUUCCAUGGGGGUUCAGGUCCUCAUGAACGGCAUGGUUUAGAAGACCCAUUUUUAGAAUGUAUCAUAGUUUAUUGAGUCAAUUUUGAGCUUCCGUAAUUUUUUUUACAACAACAUUACAAUCGUUUCAGACAGGCGCUCCUGGGUCGCGCUGACGGGCGCUCCUGAGUUCAAAUUCUGAAUUAAGUACAUGCAAAAUUGAUCUGAAACAGUUCAAAGCAGCUGGACGAGCUAGAAGUCGGUUGCAGUCAUUCGAGACGACUCUGUGCGCCUUGGUUUCAGACGUCAAUCUUGUCUGAGACUUACCUAAUGUAAAUGUUACGUUAAAGGAACACGUUGCCUU